AUGACACUGCAGCUCCAAGUUUAUUAUGUGGAGGAGAGCGAGCGAAAAGGCAGAGGGAGGACUCACCAACAUCAACUUUCAGCGAAGCCACCGCGAAAAGAGGACAAAGCGACCAGUUUACGGAACAGUGGGGAGGUUCCUGCGCUCGAGGACGCGCCCUUUUGUGCCAUCAAAAUGAAGGAGGCGCUGACCACAGAGCGCGGUAAGACCCUAGUGCAGAGGAAGCCCACUAUGUACCCCGCAUGGAAGGCCAGUUUCGACGCUCACAUCUACGAGGGCCGGGUCCUGGAAAUCCUGCUGAUGAAGACUGCAGAGGAGCCGCUGGCCGAGGUCACAGUGGGCGUGUCCGUGCUCGCCGAGCGCUGCAAGAAGGCCAACGGCAGAGCGGAAUUCUGGGUGGAUCUGCAUCCUUCGGGGAAAGUGAUGAUGGCAGUGCAGUACUUUCUGGAAGGAGGAGACUCAGAGGGAAAGCAGCAGCCCGCAGAGGAGGAGGUGCCGACCAUAAACCGCCGACGAGGAGCGAUCAAACAGGCCAAAAUCCACUUCAUCAAAAACCACGAGUUCAUCGCCACUUUCUUCAGACAGCCCACGUUCUGCUCCGUGUGUCGAGAGUUCGUCUGGGGUCUCAACAAACAAGGCUACAAGUGCAGGCAAUGCAAUGCAGCAAUCCAUAAGAAAUGCAUAGAUAAGAUCAUUGGCAGAUGCACUGGGACGGCAGCCAACAGCCGGGACACAGUGUUUCAGAAGGAGAGGUUUAAAAUCGACAUGCCUCAUCGCUUUAAGAUUCACAACUACAUGAGUCCAACGUUCUGCGACCACUGCGGCAGUCUGCUGUGGGGUCUGGUCAAGCAGGGGCUCAAGUGUGAAGACUGUGCCAUGAACGUCCAUCACAAAUGUCAGGACAAAGUCGCCAAUCUGUGUGGAAUCAACCAGAAGCUGUUAGCAGAGGCGCUCAACCAAGUCAGCCAGAAAUCCACUCGCCGCUCAGACCCGGCUCAUCCAGACCUCCCCGACAUCGGCAUCUACGACGAGAUGAACAAACUGGCGGAUCUGGACAUGAACGACGGGCCGUACGGGCGGCUGUGGGAGGGCUCAGGUCAGAGGCCCGUCUCCAGGAUCAGUCACUUGACUCGGAUCAGCGUCGACAACUUCAUCUUCCACAAAGUCCUCGGGAAAGGCAGCUUCGGGAAGGUGCUGCUGGCGGAGCUAAAAGGCCGCGGUGAAUAUUUCGCGGUCAAAGCUCUGAAGAAGGACGUGGUUCUGAUGGACGACGACGUGGAGUGCACCAUGAUCGAGAAGAGGGUCCUGGCCCUGGCCUGGGACAACCCCUUCCUCACUCACCUCUACUCCACUUUCCAGACCAAGGAGCAUCUGUUCUUUGUGAUGGAGUAUCUCAACGGCGGAGAUCUGAUGUUUCAUAUUCAGGAGAAAGGACGGUUUGAGCUGCAUCGAACCACGUUUUACUCUGCAGAAAUCAUCUGUGGUCUGCAGUUCCUUCACUCCAAAGGAAUCAUUUACAGAGAUCUGAAGCUUGAUAACGUGAUGUUGGACCAGGACGGACACAUAAAGAUCGCAGACUUCGGGAUGUGCAAAGAAAACGUGUUUGGAGAAAACCGAGCCACAACUUUCUGUGGAACUCCGGACUACAUCGCUCCAGAGAUCCUGCUGGGGCAGAAGUACUCGUUCUCUGUGGACUGGUGGUCCUUCGGCGUCCUUCUGUACGAGAUGCUGAUCGGACAGUCUCCUUUCCACGGAGACGAUGAAGACGAGCUGUUCGAGUCAAUCCGAAUGGACACGCCGCACUAUCCACGCUGGAUCAACAAGGAGGCGCGGGACCUGAUGGAGAAGCUGUUUGAGCGAGACCCCAGUCGCCGGUUGGGAGUCGUGGGAAACAUCCGUCUGCAUCCGUUCUUCAAGAGCAUCAACUGGACCGGACUGGAGCGAAAGGAGAUGGAGCCGCCGUUCAAACCUAAAGUGAAAGCUCCAAAUGACUGCAGUAACUUUGACCGCGAGUUCCUUAGCGAGAAGCCCCGCCUCUCGUACAGCGACAAGAACUUCAUCGACUCCAUGGACCAGUCGGCCUUCGCUGGGUUCUCCUUCAUCAACCCCAAAAUGGAGGAGCUCAUCGAGUGA
Molecule: messenger RNA, 2133 nt
Organism: Knipowitschia caucasica
Lineage: Eukaryota; Metazoa; Chordata; Actinopteri; Gobiiformes; Gobiidae
Source: the annotation of a GenBank genome assembly